Orbicella faveolata is the source of this 2166-nucleotide messenger RNA. Its product is annotated as coiled-coil domain-containing protein 148-like. The record is from RefSeq and is a predicted model, not a curated record. Lineage: Eukaryota; Metazoa; Cnidaria; Anthozoa; Scleractinia; Merulinidae.
AUGUAGUUAACCAACUUUUACUUGAAUGAGUGGAAGGGAUCUUAGGAAGUUCGUAAACUUCCACAGAAGUGCCAUCGGUGCCGCAGAUAGUUCACUGGUAAAUCGUUUUAUAGAAGGACAUGGCAGUAACCGAUAUAGGCCGGCUAAUUACGACAAACUUCAAGCCAUCGCUCAACUCAGAAAGGCAGCUGGUAACAAGACCUUCCAGAAGGUUGAAAAGAUAACAAAAGCCAGCAAAGAGAAAAAGGAACAGCAACUCCUUCAGCAGCAUAAGGCUUGUUGGUCAAAGGAGAAAAUAAGACUUCAUAGCUUACAGCGGAAACUGCAAAGUGAUAUUGAUGCCUUACGGCCUGGUAGUCCUUUAGAUUACAGCUCCAUAAAGGAAUUUUUCCAAGAUCUAGAAAUUUAUGAGGAAAUUCUUAGUGAGGAUACCAAUGAGUUUAAGAAGAGCACUAUACAGCCCCUGUGGGAUUUAAGAGAAGACUUGCAGUUUUGGCUUGGUGAAAACAGGGACAGAAUUUUGAUGGGUGUUGCUGAGAAAGAACACUCAGAGGUUCUACAGGUUGUGGAAUCAGUCAAGAUGCAACAACAAGGAGUGAUGGAAAAACUGCAAAUGGAACAAAACCAGCUUGAAGAAGAACUUGAUGGUAUGGCGUUACAUGAAAUGGUUGGAUCAGGAAUGAUAUCAGACAUUGUUACAGACACAGGAAUUCCUGAUGAAGCAUAUACCUUGGAGUGUCCUGACGAACAUUUAAAGAUGACUGUACUGGAAGAGUUUCUUCUGCUGGACAAAAAAUAUGAAGCUCAGUUAGAAUACCUGAAUAUCAAAUAUCGACAUACAAAACAAGGCACUACAGGAGGAUGGUCAAAACAUGAUCAUCUCCAUUUUGUUCAUCUAAUGGAACAGUAUCCACCUGAGCUACCAAACAGAAGGAUGCUUUAUAUCGACAGAAUGUUAAGAGAACUCUCACAUAAAACUCGUUCACAGCUGGUUGAACAUGAAGAGUGGUUUCUUGCACACAAAUUUUACCAAGAGCAAUUUCACAGCACACUUCGUGCCUGGGCCCAUGACAGGGAAGAUCUGCUGAUGAAAGUGAAAGCAACAUUCGUUGAUGCAUGGGCAGCUUAUGAAGAGGCUGCAGAGAAAGCUAAAACAAGAAAGAAACAGGAACAUAUAUGCCAAGAACUCUAUGAGAAGGUACUUGCAUUCCGUGAGCAGAAACUUGAGGCACUAAGGCUUCAAGCUGCUAUUGCUGCACAACAACAGGAAGAGGAAGAAGAACAACUACGAGCUGCCGAGGAAAAAGAGAAGAAACGUAGAGAUAUGCAACACAAACAAAUCCAGGAUUUCAGGGAGCAGAAGGAGAAGGAAAGAGAAAUUUCUGCACAGGAACAGAGAAGAAGGCUGGCAGAAUUACAAGAAAAAAUGGCAGAACAAGCUGUGUUAGAUCGAGAAAGGGUGCAAUACCGCAAGGAGCAGUUGCAGUUACAGCAAGAAGCAAAGCAGCAAGCAAAAGAACUAGCUCUGGAACAAGAAAAGGAAAAACAGAAACGACUGGACAAACUUAGAGAACAGGUUCAAGUUCAUGUAGAGGAUGAUCCCCACAGGGUGUUUAAACCAACUGAGGCAUCCCAAGCUCGUGUGGCCAGUAUGUACGAGGAAGAACUUGACCUUCAGCAUCCUCUCUAUGCUGUCCAUGGCUACGAUGAAAAGCAGGUGGCAGGCGACAAAAGACUGAGAGUUGAGAAUGCCCUGAGGGAAGCAGGGAUCCAUAAUACUGAUUAUGCAAGAUGGAUUAUGGCUACAAUAAAACCACCCCACGAACCACGCAAGGAUCAACAUUCAACCCUGUUCAAAUAUGACUGAUGGGAGUGUAGAGACGCUGUGAAGAUGUCAAUAUCUGUCAUUUCUUCCUUUCCCAUCAGUUUUUAAACUCAUGAAAGACUUUUGGUGCAUCAACUGCUUUAAAAGACCUAUAGGUGUAAAUAAUUAUUUAUUAUGAAACAUCAAAUCUAACUGGAUUGGAAAAAAACAGUAUGGGUUCAACAUUUUCAAAAAACAAAACCUUCCCUGUUCACCCGAACAUCCAACAAGGUUUUUAUAUCUGUGCAUGAAUUCAUAUCAUUGUCUGUACAUACAACAUUAUUAAAUGAGUUCUUGACAAA